AUGAUAUUAACACCUCAGGAAAGAGAAAUUGCCUCCAUCGACAAGUUUCCGACGGUCCAGCUGUCGCUCCUAGCAAUAUGUCGCGUCGCGGAGCCCAUCGCCUUGACCUCCAUCUUCCCAUAUUCGUGGGUGAUGGUCAAGGACAUGAACGUUGCGGAUGGCGCUGAUGCCUCGUUCUAUGCUGGGAUCCUCGUCUCUGCCUUUUCGCUUGCUGAAGCACUCACCGGGAUGUUUUGGGGAAGCUUGUCUGACCGAGUCGGUCGCAAGCCUGUUCUCCUGUCUGGUUGCUUUGGUACCAUUCUAUCCCUGCUGGUCGUUGGGUUGGCUUCCAACUUCUGGGUUGCACUUGCCGGCCGCGCUUUGGGGGGUUUCUUGAACGGAAACAUUGGUGUCAUUCAAACUAUGGUUGGAGAAUUGGUCAAGAAGCCGGAACAUGAACGUGACGAUAUAGCCCGUGCUUAUGCUAUCAUGCCAUUUGUCUGGUCAAUCGGUACGAUUAUCGGGCCAGCGAUUGGAGGAUUACUCGCAAAGCCCACCGAAGGCUUUCCCUCCGUAUUCUCCCCCACUGGUCUUUUCGGCAGGUUCCCUUACCUUCUACCGAACCUGGUUUGUUCCAUCUUACUCCUAUUUAGCAUUAUCAUCAGUUGUUUCUUCCUUCAAGAAACCCAUCCUGAUAUGCAGCCGUGGAGUGUAACCGAGGAACACCACAACACCAACACAUCACCGGAACAUCCCCUUCUAGCAACUGCAGGUGCUACCGCCAACGCAGGCGCAGACUUGCGAGCCGAAUCCUACGGCACCUUCAAUCAGGUCCACCUCCAGGAAGACAUCAACUGGACGGUGCAUACCGAUGGGUCAAAAUCGGAAUCGGUUGCGCCGAAACCAGCUCUGUUUACCACGAGGGUUACCAUGCUCAUCGUUGCGUUAGCAAUCUUCACAUACCAUUCCAUGACCUUCGAUCAUCUUUUCCCCAUCUUCCUCCAGGACAAACAUGUGAAGGAUAACUCCAGUUUCGCUGGCGGAGUCGGUCUGUCGACCCGAACCGUCGGCCUGAUCAUGUCGAGUGACGGCAUCAUCGCCCUCGUCAUUCAAGCUGUCAUCUUCCCCGUCCUAGCAGAAUACUUAGGAAUUUGGAAGCUAUUUGUAGCCGUGACGGCCUUGCAACCCCUGACCUACCUCAUGGUGCCGUUCCUCAUCUUGCUUCCCAAUUCCUGCUUGUUUCUGGGGAUCUACCUCUGCCUGGGCACCCGCAACAUCCUUUCCAUCAUCGAGUACCCCGUCCUAUUGAUUUUGAUCAAGCAAGCGAGCCCCUCCGACUCGGUCCUGGGUAAGAUCAACGGCCUUUCCGCAUCUGCCGGGGCUGCGUCCCGCACCCUUGCUCCUCCCGUCGCCGGGUAUCUGUACAGCCUUGGUGCAGAGAUGGGGCUCACCGCGCUUGCCUGGUGGGGGAGCGCAUUUAUCGCCGUUCUCGGAGCCGCUCAGCUGUGGUUUCUGCAUGAAAAGAGACAUGCUUCCGUCACGGUGCAGCCGGCUGUGCGCUAUCACUCUAUUGGGGGUGAAUCUCAGGCACUCCCCAAAGAGACUGUUCAUAUCCUUGUAACGGACGCUGAUACCGAUGCCAAUCACGGUUUUGCCCAAAAUGGGGACAGGAUGGUGCAUUCAUACUAG
Aspergillus campestris IBT 28561 is the source of this 1668-nucleotide messenger RNA. RefSeq names its product MFS transporter. Lineage: Eukaryota; Fungi; Ascomycota; Eurotiomycetes; Eurotiales; Aspergillaceae. Gene Ontology annotation, molecular function: transmembrane transporter activity. The record is from RefSeq and is a predicted model, not a curated record. Gene Ontology annotation, biological process: transmembrane transport. The transcript has 4 exons. The coding region runs from base 1 to 1668 and encodes 555 amino acids.